This is a messenger RNA of Anarrhichthys ocellatus (wolf-eel), 2856 nucleotides long. RefSeq names its product FEV transcription factor, ETS family member (gene fev). Lineage: Eukaryota; Metazoa; Chordata; Actinopteri; Perciformes; Anarhichadidae. The transcript has 4 exons. The record is from RefSeq and is a predicted model, not a curated record. Gene Ontology annotation, cellular component: nucleus. Gene Ontology annotation, biological process: regulation of transcription by RNA polymerase II; cell differentiation. The coding region runs from base 2167 to 2829 and encodes 220 amino acids. Gene Ontology annotation, molecular function: sequence-specific DNA binding; DNA-binding transcription factor activity, RNA polymerase II-specific.
GAGGAGUGACACUUGAGCAGUGCAGUAAGCUGCAAACUCUGCUACUUUGGCCACACUGUUCACAGCACCAAGUGGAUUUCUUGCUUUCUGCACUAUUGACCAUCCACUGCAUCAGUACAGUCUAGCUUUCGAGGCUUGUUUUAAGUUGCCUGCGACUCAUACUUGCACACAGGCAGCUAAAGCAAGUCUGGGACGCCAGUGACACACCUACUAAGCCCAGGGCUGAGGAACUGCUGCCAUGUGAAGAAUGGAAAAUACAUCUUUUCAUCCAGGAGAAAGGGACAUGGGGGAACAUUUGCUAAUUUAUUCUCCAUUGAUCAGUUGCACGAGAUUUCCUCCUCUUUGUCUGUGAGGAAAAAUCUCGAAAUCAUACAAAUCAUUUGUAAACUAAUGGGACUAUCAAAGGCCUUCGUAGUCUGAUGCAAUCUGUUUUUACAAAGCCUGAUUAUGUGACAAGGGACUUAGAUGUACAAACUUGCAAGCUAUAAAAAAUAACAAAAUAACCUAUCAUACAAUAUACACUGCAUAGCCUGCAGUACCUACAUUACCUGUGUUUACAUAUGGGCUUUACUGAGCUCAGUCAGGUGACACAUCAGUAAAUCAUGAAAUAGAUUAUGAAUGAUUAUCACACAGUUUAAGUCAACACACAGGGCCAGAUAUGCAAAGAGGGAUUUGAAUUAAUAGUUUUCUAUUGGACACAUGUAUUGUACUUUAAUUUCAAUGUAUCAUUUCUAGUUUAUACAAAUAAAAAAAAUGUUUUUGAGUUCUUCCGGUUAAAAUAUUUUGUACUUGACAGAAGUCUCUUUUGAAACUUGAAACAAUGAUUUCUUUCCAGGGGAGGGCUAUGAGGAGUCAUGUAAUCUGGCACAAAUGAUAAUGAAUUGUGUUUUAGUUGCACUGAUCAGCCUGCGUCUCUUCAUGUCAUGACACAUAAAAAUUGCAUUUUGACCAGACAAACCAGAUGCCAAACCACCACGGCAGAGAUGCACUUGUGUUCAUGUCAAUGUCUGAGUGUUAACAUAAUUCUCUUUCACCCUUUUCGCCUUGAUUCAAUCACUCUCAUUGAAGGAAUAGACAAGAAUACAUGGAGAGAGAAUGAGUUGUGCAACAAAAGUCCCAGAAUCAAACAAAGGAUGUUGCAUUUACGUGGAACGCAUCUUAAAACACUAAUCCUUUCAUUCAUGGUCAAACCAUCAUGCCAGGGUUUGUUGUCAUGCUAAUAAAUUACAUGAAUUUCCUCUUUAAAUUUAUACUUGUUGCUUUUAAACACCCCGUGCUUCAGGGCAGAGAAAUACACUGCAGAUUAUAACAAUAUAGUCCUGGAUUGAUUACAUUAAACACUAUUAGAGAGACUGAGUGUUGAAAGAUUAUGAUUUAUAAGUGAAAUAAAUCAAUUUCUAACGAUUAUUCAAAUGCCAUGAAACAUAAUUUGCACCUAAAUAUUUGUGAAUUAAUUAAAAAGACCACAGUUUUAAUGAUAAGACUAAUAACAAAGGGUGUGUACUAUACUCAGGCAGGGUAAUAGAGCCCACACAGCUUCAUACAGUCCACUGCCUCUGAAAAACACCAGAAUUAGAAAAAUAAUGAUAACGUCAGUGAGCAUCAGAAGCCAUGGUUUUAAAGUUACAACCCUCCGAUUGAGGCUAUAUAACCUUAAACCCACAAACAGAAGGUCAGGGGGGGAUGAAAUGUCCUUGCUUUCUCGUGUGCACUGAAGCGUCCCUUUCAAGGUAAAUAUUCUUUUCCCAACAUGAAAUAGGUCUUUGUUGUUUGCCGAGAGGUAAAGAGGCGGAAAAGUGAGGAGGAUCUGAACUGGUUUCCAUGUCAAACACUUCAAUUCACCAUAGAAACUCAGAUCUUAACGCGGAAACUUUAUUAAACUGUGAUGGCGGAUUGAUAAGGGCCCAAUUUCUAUCGGCCUCUUUUUAUUGUGGGCAGCAGGCGGACUGACAGAGGUAAAUUGCUCUUUUAAUUAAAGCAAUGCACCAGGGGAAAUUGCUGUCUGAAUAUUGUCUCAGAGAUGGGGGCCAGUGACAGUUGCCUGGAAACUUCAAUCUGUCCACCCGCAUUUAUUCCAGAUCACAGUUAUGAGAUAAAGUUUAAUAAAAAUCUUUUCCUCCGCCACCAACGAAAUGAAAUCCAACCCAUUCUGAACCACCGAACACAAUGAGACAGGACUACGGAGGAAACCUCAUGUUCAACAUGUAUCUCUCAGAUCCGACGGAAAAUCUGUUGAAGGAAAGCAAAGGAACAGCCUGGGGUCCACUAAACACAGGAGUACAGAAAGGCAGCGGGCAGAUUCAGCUGUGGCAGUUCCUGCUGGAGCUCCUCUCUGACAGCGCCAACAUGUCGUGCAUCGGCUGGGAGGGCACCAACGGCGAGUUCAAGCUCAUCGACCCGGACGAAGUGGCUCGGCGCUGGGGGGAGCGCAAAAGCAAACCCAACAUGAACUACGAUAAGCUGAGCCGGGCGCUGCGCUACUAUUACGACAAAAACAUCAUGACCAAAGUCCACGGCAAGCGGUAUGCCUACAAGUUUGAUUUCCACGGCUUGGCGCAGGUGUGCCAGCCGUCCACCACAGAGCAGGCCAUCUACAAGUUUCAGGGUAACUUCUCCCCGAUUCCCUUCGCCGGGAUUUCCAAACUGAACCUCGUGGCUCCAGGGAUGGGGCCGCCGGGUUUCUCCUACUGGCCCGGCUCCCCUCCGGCGGCACUGUAUCACACCCACAACCUCCAGCCGCCAGGGCCCUUUGGCACCGUGUCUCCGUCCCACAUCAGCUGUGUCAACAACAUCAGCAGCCUGACUAGCAUCAAUAACCAUUACAACUGACUAAUUCAUCUUUUAGGCAAACAAAUA